Syngnathus acus (greater pipefish) is the source of this 4773-nucleotide messenger RNA. RefSeq names its product genetic suppressor element 1-like. The transcript is spliced from 16 exons. NCBI's taxonomy places the organism in Eukaryota, Metazoa, Chordata, Actinopteri, Syngnathiformes, Syngnathidae. The record is from RefSeq and is a predicted model, not a curated record. The coding region runs from base 1142 to 4339 and encodes 1065 amino acids.
GUGCGUGCGUGCGUGCGUGCGUGUGUGUGUGUGUGAAUGAAUCAAGAAAAACUGAUUACAAUUAAGGCUCAGAGGCAAACAAUUUUAUUAGCUUGUGUCGUUGGGGAUCUAGAGCAUUUUUAGACAUCUAUCAUCUAUCCACCCAUCCAUGUAUCCCUGCAAUCAGCUGUCCCUUUAUCCAUUGAGCCAACCGUACAUCCGUCUGUCCAUUCUUCCAUCUGUCCGUCCAUCCAUCCAUCCAUUCGUCCGUCCUAGUCUAGUGUAGUGCAGUAUAACUGUGCGCAUGAGUGGCGUUUUCUAUCUUUUGGAGUCUACUUUAAGUCACCAAAUUGUCAGGCGAGCCGGGUGGUUGUUAAGGAAAUCCCCCUCAGUCUGUCAGAACGCCCAGCAUGGCGCAACGCGAUUUGCCUAAAUUUCCCCAAACUUGACUUGCCCGAGCACGAAAAUCAAGAUGCAGCAGUUUUAAAGCCAAGCGCACGUGCGCUGUCCAUUAAAAUAGGGCCCUUGGUUUUCAUAGCAUGCGUGGUGACAAAAGCAUACAGAGAACAUCCAAAGCUAGAUCUCCAUAAUUCUCUGUAAAAAUGUCCCCUUUAAAGCCAAAACAUUCCUGGAGGGCGCCUGAUGUUUUUGUUUCGUUUGUCCUCCUGAACUCCAUGCUGGCUGUGGCGGUAAAGGUUAGAGGUGAGGGGUGAAAGGUCACUGUCAGGAGCCAACCUACCCCUUGACCCCCAAAAGCUACCAACCCUAAACCCACCUCUUCACUCAUCUCGGUCCCGAAACAGACGGGACCGACUGGAAGUGUGACAGAGUGAUGGAUGGACGGCGGGUUAAUACAGGCACACACGCACACACACCAAAGCCCAAAGGAAGGAAGGAUGACUAGAGCACACUUUGAGAGAAAAAACUGGAAAGCCGUAACGAGUGACAGAAACGACAAGGAGGAAAGGGGGGUGGGAUUGAGAGGAGGGUGGAGGGGGCUGCUAGUGGAUGGAGAGGAGGAGGAAGAGUGGGUUGAGAGGAGGUCACGUGACCACACAGCAGCUGCAAGACUGAGGGAGAGAGAGAGACAGAGAGAGCAAAAGAGAGAGAAAGUCACAGAGGAGCAGAGACGACAAACAGGAGGAAGAGUGAGCAGGAGGGCAUGAGCCAUGAGUCCACCAAGUCGGCGUCUUUAGGAAUGGUCUCCACGGCGACUCGCACCACGGCCACCGUCAGUCCCCUUAGCCCUCUGACCAAUGGGAGCGCUCUCGCCCAGUCUGCCAGCUCUGGAUUCGCCGCCGCCCUGCGCAAACUGGCUAAACAGGCUGAGGAUCCCCGAUGUGAGUUGCAUGCUUCGGCCCUCAGCGGUGAGUCGUCGCCUGUGUCGUUGUCACCUGCCACCAGCCACAGCUCGCCGGUCAGCACCCCCAAGCGGGCCACACUAGGGCCCCUCUUGGCCCAGUCCCGGGGCCACGCCGUUGUCUCGAGCACCCCUCCCGUAGUCACCAUUGCUCCCACCAAGACCAGCAACGGUCUGUGGAGGGCCGACGGGCGACAGGUGGAACAGAGCGCUGCGAGGCUUGGGGGCGGCAGGGAGCGGGCAUCCGCCGACAACGCUCAUACACAGCACGACAAGAGGACCCCGCCCGUACCCCCGUCUCACCUGCUGGCUCACCACUUUGGACUCACACCCAGCUCGGUCAUGCAGGACCCCCGCAUGCAAAGCCUCAGUUUACCUGGGCAGAUGCACCCUGCGGCUCCCUCAGGCAACAUCCCUGAGGAUUACCUGAGAUCGCUGCGUCCCUUCGCCACCCCCGACGACCUGCGGCUGACCUCUGUGCCUCUUGGUCUGGACCAUUCUGCCGCCGCCGCUCAUGCUGCCGCUGCCGCCGCCGCUGCUGCUUACUACCACCCAGCCUUCCUGCACCAUCCUUUGUCUUUACCCAGGAUGGAGGAAUCCUUGUGUCUGUCAGCACUGCGGUCACAGUUCUACUCUGUGCCUGCCGGGGGAGCCUUCCCCGCUCUGCACGCCUCUGGCCUUCACUUGCACCUGCCUGGAGCUCGCUACCCCGGAGAGCUAAACCACAGCGUACUAGUCGAGAGGCUGCAGAUGGAGAAUGAGCUUCGCCAACGAGAGAGGGAGAAAGAGAGAGAGGAGGAAAGGGAGCGAGAGCUGGACAGACAGAAGGAGAGGCAGAGGGACAGACAGCAGCAGAUGGUCAGGGCUGCGGAGGGCCACGGAUACCUGGCCGAAAGGGCGACUCAGAGGGCGCCGUCGCUGGAGGACAGGGCCAGGCUAGUGGAGAGGCUGACCCCCAACAGACUGGAUAAAGCCAAGGAAUCGGAUCUCCCAUCGUUCCUCUCGCAUAAACCUCUGCCCUCCUCCAGGGGCUCUGUCCCACACCUGCUGCCCAGUCUGGUGCCUACUCACCUGGGCAAGCAUCACGUGGUGGGUGGUGUCAACGGAGCUGCCGCCACGACUCACAGGGCCAGCGAGGAGGCCUGGAUGAAGGACUGCAAUAGAACUGGCCAUCCUAACCAAGGCAUCAAAGAUGCACCACCCUCCCUGGGUGCACCGCCUCCUCUCAUCUCCCCUAAACCUCCACAAACCACACUGUGGAACCCCGCCUCUUUUGUGGACCGCAGAAAGCCCAUCCCGCCGAUUCGUCCCCCUCCCAGCCUGAGCAGAGCCGACCGACCCGACCUGAGCUGGGAGGAGAAGAUGGAGGAGGGAGCCCGGAGGAGGCCGGAGGCUCACGAGAGGUAUCCCUCUGCGAGGGAGGAGGCCUGCUUGUCCAACAAGACCGAGCAGGACCUCCUCCAGAGGCGCCAGGCCAACAACCUCUACCUGAGGCUGUGCGCGCCCCUGUCAGACCCCAACGCCGGCAGGGAGCGGCAGAGGGACAGCACGCUGGUGUACGACGAGGCACUCCAGCAGCAUCGGCGACUCCUCAGCAAGCUGGACCUAGAGGAGCAGAGGAGAAGGGAGGCACGCGAAGGAGGUUAUUACUAUGACUUGAACGACUCGUAUGACGAGAGCGACGAAGAAGAGGUGAAAGCCCAUCUGAGGAGAGUGACGGAGCAACCGCCCCUUAAACUUAAUACGUCCUCUGAGAAAGUGGACUUCCUACGCAUGUGCGGACUGGUUACCCGGGCUCAUCGCGACGAGCUCCUGCAGUGCAAGAAGAGGAAGCGAAGGCGGAUGAUGAGGGAACGCAGCACCUCGCCACCACCUGUCGUGCGGGGGAAGCGGAAGUCUCCUCCUUUGCCGGCCGCCGCACUGAGCACCACGUACACCGCCGAGCAGAUGGACAGUGCCCCCGAGCUGCAGGAGAAGAAGGACUUUCUGCGCGCCUUUAAGCUCUCCCACGUCAAUGCUCAGCAACGAAGAGACAAAGAGAAGACUGAGGAGCUGCUGAAGGCCAUCGAGAAGAAGAUUGUGACGCUGGAUACGCUCCGAUACAACUCUGUAUCUCCAUGUAGCAGCAGCCCCCCUGCUGCCACCUCCUCAAUCGGGGAGUCAUCAUCAGCUAAACCUUCCUGUCAGUCAAACGGACAUCUUUAUCCAGACUCGCCAAGCCCCUCCCCUCUAUAUUCACACAGAGCCAGACAUGUCCCCCACAACGACACUGUCAGGCAGCCGCCUCCACCCUUGGCGCCCCACCAUGACAAAGCGGCAUUCGCAGAGGCGCCACGGCCCAACAAGAAGCUGCAGCUGGUCCACAACGGCCACUUAGUACCUCCUCUGAAAAAAGAGCCCGGUGUGGUGGUGAAUGGUCGUGUCCAGCCCCGGGAGAAGUUCACAACCAAUGCCUUUGCUCAGCAUUUCCACCAGGCUGUGCUACAGUCCACACAGCACAAAGGGGUCUCAAAGCUGACCAAGGCUGAAAGCUCGCUGCCUCGCGACCCCUCCCCGCAGAAAACGCUUCAUCCGAACCACGCCGCCCAGCGCGCCAACGGCCAUGGCACCCAUUCCCAUCAAGACAGUCAUGGGAAGCAACUGACCAACGCGGACGUAGAUGAGGGUGAAGACUCAUCUGGGGAUGAUGAUGAGGAGGAUGAUGAGGAACCCCCAAGGAAGUGGAAGGGCAUUGGAGCAAUUUUUGAGGCCUAUCAGGAGUAUGUGGAAGAACGGAGUGUUGAGAGGCAGGUUCUUCACAGUCAGUGCAAAAGAUUGGAAGCGCAGAACUACAAUCUUAGCAGAACAGCGGAGCAACUCUCUCUCACCAUGGCGGAGCUGGUGAGCCAGAGACAGCGGGUGCGGGAGGAGCGUGACAAGCUCCACGCCCAGCUGGAGCACUUCAGGAGGUGUCUGACGCUACCCAGCAUACAUUGGGGCAACGCCCAUGCACCCAGGUGACCUCGGGACUCUAUGUCUCCAAAGACUACUUACUGGCUUUGCACUUAAAGUCAAUCCUUUUUACUCCAGCUACCCAAAAGAUUGGAGGUGGGUCAAAGUCAUAACCAGAUCUGAAGAGUUUGCACCCUCUCCAUGUAUCUAACCCAGUGCUCCUGAACCUUUAUUAAGCCAAGGCACAUAUUUUAUAUUUAAAACAAAAUGUCACAACACACCACCAAACAAAAACGUGAGGCACGUUAAUUGUACCUUCUGCCAUCUAGUGGAAGGGCCUUUAAUUGUUCUGCCUGUCACUAUACGUCUUCAGCGUAUAAAAAACAGCAAAGAUACAUUACAUAAUCCCGUUAUUUGCAGUUCAUUUUACAUUUUCAUUAGAGACCCAGGCUAAUCGUAGUCCCUCUCCAAUGUAGCAUCGCGUACAAAUUACCUCCCAAAAU